UUUAUUGGAUUUAUUUAAUAGUUUUUAUACAUAUUUAUCAUUUCUGCGUUUUAUAUUUUUCUGUACGUCUAUACACCAGAAGGAAACGAGAUGUUCACAACGAGAGCUUCGCAUGGACGUGGAGAAGGGGCCGGUUUUAACUCUGCUUCUGUGGUUUACUGAAACUCGGAGCCGGUUCCCUGAGUCCGGUCCUGGAGGCGAGGCGAGACUGCUGAUUGAGUUAAAGGAGGAACGCAGGGCUGUCAAACGAGUCGGCGUUGAUACUGGCGCUGUCAUCGGGGCGCGCGUUCUGAUCUCUCUAUCAAACGGCUCUCGAUAGCUGGCUGGGGUCAAAGACGAACCAAAAAGCCAGCGACGGCUUGAAUUCUCGAAACAGCUUCCAGGUCAUAGCUGGUCCCGGUGUAGCUCAUCCCCUGUGCUUGCAGGAUGUCAGAUUUGAUACUGAAUCUGGAUUUGUCGGGCGCAUCUAGGGGGCGCCCAAAGGACCCGAGCGCCAACGCCAGGCACCAGCGCUUCUUAAAAAAACGAAAAUUCCUGGAGAACAAGGGCUACCUGCGGCAGAAACAGCUGCCCGGGCCCGGGAGAGGGCAAGGGAGUUCCAAAAACCGCCAGCCUUGGCACAACGACGGCCCCCAGAGCCACGGCAGCUCAACCGGUCGCCCCCAAGCUUCUUUUCGAGGAUCCGGUUGCGCUCCGGGGGCCCAGCGCCAGCCCGCCGUUGGCGCCGCCCCUUCCCGUGCAAGACCGGGGCCCGGUCCCUCGGCCCUGAACGCAGACCUUCUGGGGGAGUUUGAGAGCGGCUUGUCCUCUCUCCCUGCUCUGUCCUCCUCCUCCACCGCAGGGAAGACUUACAAGUACCUGGCGAUGGACUGCGAGAUGGUGGGCACGGGCCCCAGGGGGACCCGCAGCGAGCUGGCCCGCUGCAGCAUCGUGGGGUACCACGGGGACGUGGUCUACGACAAGUACAUCCUGCCCACCAACCCCGUGACAGACUACCGGACCUGCUGGAGCGGCAUCCGCAAGCAGGACCUGGCCAACGCCACAGGGUUCAAAGAGGCGCAGAAAGAGAUUCUGAAGAUCCUGUCUGGGAAGGUGGUGAUCGGACACGCCAUCCACAACGAUUUCAAAGCGCUCGGUUACUUCCACCCCCCCGCCCUGACCCGGGACACGUCCCGAAUCCCGCUGCUCAACAAGAAGGCGGGGAUCCCCGCGAAAGAGGCAGUCUCCCUGAAGCGGCUCACCAAGAUGCUGUUCAGAAAAGACAUUCAGGUUGGGAAGAAUGGCCACUCUUCCGUUGAGGAUGCCAGAGCCACGAUGGAGCUUUACAAAAUAGUGGAGCCGCAGUGGGAGAGGACCCUGGCUUCGGGGUCAGAGAAACAGAGCCCCACACCCCAGCAGAGGAACGGUCUGACUGGAUCCCCCCUUCCCAUCCCUCCCUCCGCUCCCUUGACAUUAUAAAACGAAAUUCUUUUAAAAUCCGUCUGUCCAGAAGCACACACACACGCACACACCUCAUUCCUAGUUUGAGCGUGUUUACAAAUCUGUAAUGGUCUUUUUAUCGAGAAGAGCUAGGGAUUCAGACUCCCAUUCCAACAGCGGUUUAAUCCAUCCCGGGUUUUACCGCGAGUUUAAUCAGACACACACCUGAGCUUGUUUCCUAGACACACUGUGGCUAAUCAAGCUGGUAGUAAAACCUGGAGCGGGUGAAUCUGCUGUGGGAGUAGGAGUCUUAUUUCCAUUGCUAACUGACUACUGAUUAUUUGUUAACCACGGCCAUGUAAAAUAGAUAGCUGUAUCUGAAGUAUUUUUUACUGUAACGAUAAUUAUUAACAAGAGACUCUGUGUGUGAGUAUAACAUGGUAAGAGCGUUGCCCGUUUACUCUCUAACUCUCCCUGCAAGCCGUUUUGAAGUCACAGUGUCUGAUGUGUGCGUAUCCAGAACUUCAAAACACCUUUUAAAAAAUGUUUUGUUUUGUAAUCGUCCUUCUGCGUGGCCAAAAAACAAACUUCGGAUCUAAUAAUAAAAAAUGAAAAAUCUAAUCAAGAAAGAAAGUCAAUGC
Polyodon spathula (Mississippi paddlefish) is the source of this 2060-nucleotide messenger RNA. RefSeq names its product interferon stimulated exonuclease gene 20-like 2 (gene isg20l2). The transcript has 4 exons. Gene Ontology annotation, molecular function: nucleic acid binding; 3'-5'-RNA exonuclease activity. Gene Ontology annotation, cellular component: nucleus. The record is from RefSeq and is a predicted model, not a curated record. NCBI's taxonomy places the organism in Eukaryota, Metazoa, Chordata, Actinopteri, Acipenseriformes, Polyodontidae. Bases 427 to 1458 code for a protein of 343 amino acids.